This is a messenger RNA of Penicillium atrosanguineum, 3378 nucleotides long. RefSeq lists its product as uncharacterized. The record is from RefSeq and is a predicted model, not a curated record. NCBI's taxonomy places the organism in Eukaryota, Fungi, Ascomycota, Eurotiomycetes, Eurotiales, Aspergillaceae. The transcript has 6 exons. The coding region runs from base 1 to 3378 and encodes 1125 amino acids.
AUGGAAUCGGAUGCCCCUGAGCCAGAGACCUCCCCCUCCCUUCUUCACCCAACCCAGGUCGCUCCCCCGGCCCUUCUCCAUGCGGUGCCCGCCAUGUCUCUCAAUGGGCUAGAUAAUCCCGCCGUGGUUGAAGCCUACCAGAGUGCCCUUGCUGACGCCGGUGGAUGGAUCCUUCUACACUACACCGCCAGGGAUGAAGUAGCUCUGCUCGAUCGUGGCACCGGCGGGGUGUCCGAGGUGCGCAAUGCCAUCGACAACUAUGAGGAGACGUCGCCGCUCUAUGGCUUUUUGCAGUACCGACGGCGGAAGGUCAUCUUGAGAUACAUGCCCGAGGGGCUAUCGCGCCUCAUCCAAGCUCGAAGCAACGUUCAAUUCCAAUCCGUUCUCGACAAGUUCACCCCGAAUGACACCGUACUCGCCCUGACCCAGGCAUCUGAGCUCAACGAGAGCGCUCUGUCGUCCGCAUGCCUCCUGCAUACGGCUUCCGGAUCCAUAACCUCCUCGUCGAGCUCCCUGCGGCGCCGUCGACUGAUGGAAAUAACCGAGGAUGCCGAGGAAAGCGGUACAAAGGAAGAAACAAAGGAACAGGGCAAGGGGCAGGAACAGCCUCCUCCAUCGAUCACCGAGACGAGGCAGAGAUCCGGCAGCCUGAAGUCGGAAGCUACUGUCGUACCCCCAACGGCUUCACCUGAAGAGAAGUCCUCGCCUGACCUCCGGCCCCCGCCCUCUAGGGCCAGUUCCCGAGCACCAUCCAUUGGUAGCCCCAGCGAAUCGCGCAGCACAAUGUCUCCCAUAUCUCCCGACUCCGGCUCCGAACGUUCCAAAUACCGCAAUAUCUUAGAUGAGUUUCCUCGGCCGUCAGAAGAAGUGCGAAUGUCGACCCAAUCUGCCCGGCCUUCCUUGCAAGAUCUCGAACGAGCCGCCGGGAUUCAACCUAAGGUCAAACUGGGACCUCGUCCCUCUGUCGACUCUACUGGAAGGCCUCGUACUUCCGGGACUUCAAGGAACGCCGAUCAACGUCCCGUCGCCUCGCUCCCCUUGGGCAUGCGCUCGUCUUCAUUGCGAAGACCUAAUGUUGACGCCCCUCGUCCCCGAUCCCAAGGAAGCUCCUUCGCACCGCAAUUGUCACCUGGCGCCAAGUCAUUGGGCGCAUUGUCAACCUCGUCCGGGUUGACGCCAGAGAAAGAACGAUUGAUGAAAGCCCUGCAGCAAAGGAAGAAACAGAUGGCAAAACGAGCGGAGGCGACCAAGAAGAAACAGAAUAUCGAAGAAGAGCCGAUAGCCGAACUCGAUACUCUAACGCCGAACGAAGAGGACAAGGAGAAUAUCAACCUGGUACCUGGGCAGGAGACACCGGGGCUGGAAAAGGCACGAGACGAUCAAGACGAGAAACCAAUUGAGCUGUCAUUGCCAGCUCCUGAACCACUCAAGAAUGAAACUGCUGAACCUGAGCCUCAAACCGAGCCUCAGGAGGAAGAAUUUCUUUCAUCUGCGGUAUUCAAGCCAGAGCCCCCAACUGAGGUGGACUUGGAGGGCAAACGUUCUUCAAAUAUCUUCGACCCUAGUGUCGAUACUACCUUUUCCACCGAUCACGAUGAACUCAGCCUGGAUACAGUUCAGUCUGAGACGCCGCAGACGGUCUCUGAGGAUGAAACACGCGCCGAGGAUACCGACUCCGCAAUUCCUGGCCAAAAUGAGACUAAGGAUGACCUAGUCCCACCUAGCGCCAAUCCCGAGGUUCCACUUGACAAGGAGUCGACAGAAACCUCAUCCCCAUUCCUAGAGCUCCAGGAUACUUCAUCUUCACAUCAAUCUGAUGCUCCGUUGAUGGACAACGAACCAUUGGAUGCCCCACCUGUAGAUGCUGGUCCGGCAGAGGCCCCUGAGUCUACUCCUCGCCCGGACACGUCACCUGCAGUCGCUCCCCUUAACCCUGAGAUCGAGCCGUCGGUCGCUCCCGUCUCUCACUCGAUUGGUCCAGUCCCGGCGGCUGAGGCUACUCCUGAGGAACCGCUCGUCGAGAAAAUUAACCCCAUUCCAUUGGACCAAAGAAGGAAGGUCCACCUGGAACCAAUUCAGGUCCACACCCCGGAGCACUCAGAAGACGACGACAAUCUUUCCGACGAUUCAUUCAUGGAAGAACUAAGGUCGGCUACUGUCCAGGAGGCCAGACCGGUCUCGGUCAAGACCCCCGGUGAUCAGUCCUGGCCAGGCUCCCGCGCCGUCUCAAGCCCGUAUUCGCUAGCCUCUCCUGCCAUGCAGUCGUUUGCAGUGGGUAGAUCUGUGUCAAGCUCGUAUUCUGAAAACGGGCCCUCGACUCCAUUACUUGUGGCAAAGAAGGUCAAUGUGUCUUCUGGCAUCUCGAGUCGCAUCAAAGCUUUGGAAAAGUUCCAGAGCCGGGAGGGCACUCCUCCAAGCGGCACUCAAACUGUGACGGGGCCUUCGGCAUCCUCGUCUUUUGAUAGCCUUCGCAAGCGUGCAUCUGUCUCAUAUGGAAGCCCGGAGAGCUAUUCCCGUGCACCAAGCUUGAACCGAAAAGACUCGCAUUCGAGCCCUAAUGUUCGCCGCACCGGUUCCAUCUCGGUAACGGCUCGCAUUGUCCGCGAUAACGGUGUUUCUCCUGGGUCUAAUGGUGUCGAGCCCACCGAGUCUGAUGUUCUUGGUCUCCAAGCUAGUCCAUUGACCGUGCAACACGGCUCAAGCGAGGAGCUCCUACCUACCAGUGAAUCGGUCGAGUCCAUUCCGCAGCCAGAGGACCGCAGCAUGUCCUUCUCAUCCGCCGGGUCAAACAUCACGCCUGCAUCAGCGUCUCGCCCUACAAGCCGCCCCUCGCUAUCCUCGCGCACCAAGACCGACGAAAACCUUCAGGCGACCUCGCCUACUACCGAGGAGAAGAGGGCAUCCCGUGCCUCGCGUAUCAUGCGUCGCAUGUCUUCUAUGACAACCACUUCUCGUCGCAGCAUUAUUGGUGCUCUCAGCCCACCGGCGAAAGAGGACAUCAAUCCGAUGGAUACUAAACCGGUCUCCGCAUCUUCGUCCCGUUCUCGUGUCUCGGAGCCUAUUGACAUCGGCGAAGUCAACGUACAAUUUCCCGAUACCCUCCUUUGGAAGCGUCGUUUCAUGCGGAUCGACGAGAACGGAUAUGUGGUUCUCACUCCCGGUACCAAUGAUGCGAGUGCUCGCAACAUGACCAAGCGCUACCAUCUUUCCGAGUUCCGAACCCCUUGUCUCCCCGAUGAGGACAUGCAGGAGCUGCCUAACAGCAUUCUCCUGGACUUUUCGGAUGGCAGCACCCUCCAGUGCGCUUGUGAGUCGCGACAGGGACAGUCGUCUGCCCUUCAGACUCUUAUCGAUGCUCACAGCGCCCACCAGCAAUGA